UUGUUUUAUUAAUCACCGUCUUGGUACAGAGUCCACUCCAAUUGGCUACAGGCUGUGAUCCUGUAGCCAAUGAGCUGGGCUGACGACAUAGUUCAGAAGCAUAUAAAAUGGAGACUCAUUGCUGGAAAUGUUUUGAUAUUUCAACUAUUCACAAAAUCCCUGGUAACAUCCUCUGGUAACAGCAAAGUUCAUACAGGUCCUGCUUGGAGGUUUCCAAUUCAUCUGCAAGAAUUCCAUUUGGUGCCAAAGGAGUGAACUCCCCAACCCUUCCUUCUGCAAUUAACCCGAGACUGGCUGCAUGAUGGCUGCAUCCGAGAGCGAGGGGGGUUCUCAAAAAUUACUUGCCUGGUGGCUGAUUAAGCAGAUCAACAGUGAAAACUAUGAGGGCUGCUGGGUAAACAAGGACCACACUCAGUUUCGCAUCCCUGGAAACCACUUCCAGGAGGAUAAACCUAAUGACUACAAGAUUUUCAAGGCCUGGGCCAUCAACAGCGGAAGUACAACGGAAAUACUGAAAGAUCUGGCAAGUGGGAAAACCAACUUCGUCUGUGCCCUGAGAAGCACAAACAUGUUCCUGAUGGUGCAGGACAACUCAAAGACCUCCGAGGACCCUCACAAAGUGUAUAAAAUCAUCAACCCAAGCCCCAAUGCUGUGACAGCUGCUAAUGCCCCAACUACUAAAAACAAUAACCUGCAUGACAAUAAAGAAGACAUUGGCCUCCAUUCUGAAGAAGCCCCUAAUCUGCAUCAUCCUAUGCCACAGCAACUGCAGCCGCAGAUAGAAUUAGAUUUGGAGAUGUUGUCGCUGGAAAACCCUCCCCAAGAGAUGGAUAGCGUGCAGAACAAAAGGCCAGCCUACGACCCUGGCAGGAAUCCGUCCCAGGGCUACAUCACCAAUAAUUCGGCGCCAAACGGCUACCAGUGCAGCCCUGACACACUCCAGUGGAUUCUGCAACAGUGCAGCUUAACUCAGAAUGGCUGCAGCCCACAGCAGCUGCCAUGGGCUCUGGAUGGAGGUUCAGGGGAAGUGCCAUAUGAAGACAGCCGAGGCUAUCCAAACCAACAUAUGGGCCAAAAUGGCUACCCACAGCAGGGGAGUGGAGCAGCAAAUGGACCAGUGGAGAACUAUCACCAAUCUGUUGGCCAGUGGGUGACCCAACCCAUGGCAGAGACCCAACCCAUGCAAAAUGCUUACGACCCUUCUGCUGUCUCACUUCUACAGCAGCCCCUCCCAUCCAGCACAGUUCCUGGCAUAAGUCAGCUUCUUAAUAGUGCAGUGGAAGUCCUGUUUGCGGGGAGAUCUCACUACAAUAUCCACGCGGGCGUCCAGAGCACUUUCCCGAGCGAAGAGCCUACAGGAAACGCAGUGAUCUGUCAAACGCUGAAUGGCCCGGGAGAGAACAGUUAUCACCAGCCGGCGAAUCAGUUGGCAGCCCCGGCAGUGCUGGAGCAGAACGAGUUCACCCCGCUGGGUGCCCUUUUCCCAGAGCAGCAUCCUCCUCCCAACACAGUGCCAUCGCGGAACAAUACAGAAACCAUUCCUCCCACUAUGGACGUCACCAUCUAUUACCGAGGGAGGCCACUCCAUGAGGUGCAGGUGGCCACCAGCAGCUGCCUAUUCGCGUACAAUAACGAAGAUCCCACCUUUGCUCCAGGCUGCACGCAGGUAGUCCAAUUCCCAAACCCAGAUGAGCUGCCUGACCAGAAGCAGGCCCAGUUCACCAGGCAGCUGCUCCUGAACACAGGACUGCUGCUGGAGCAGAAGCACAAGAAGAUCUAUGCCAAGCGCCUGAAUAAAUGCAAGGUCUUCUGGGCCCUCUCCAGGCAACUGGUGAACAUGGCUCAGAUCCCUGAGCCCAAGCUGCUGCCACGUGGCACAGAGACGGAGAUCUUCGACUAUGAGGUGUUCUCAAAGGAGCUGAAGGAUUUUAAGGAACAUCAAAGGGCUGCAUCUCCCGACUUCACCAUCUACCUUGGCUUUGGGCAGUGCUUCUCCAAAUCCAAGCCCAAGGAGGCCAUGUUAAUCCUAGUGAAGCUGGUGCCUAAGUUCUGUGAGUAUGUCCAUGACAUGGCGCUGCGGGAGGGAGCCUCAUCCCUGAACAGCGGGAAUCUGAGCCUUCAGGUGUCAAGCUGCUUCAACAGCUUGUAUGACCUCAUUGAGCAGUACAACAUGCAGAUUGACUGACUGAACCUCCUCCCCUCCCUAGGACCUGAUCUGCAUGUGGGAGAGCAGCACUGGCCCGUCCUUGCCUAGGUCUCUGCCUGACUGGCCUGCCUUUGAAAACACUUCCGCCUUUCCCCCGCCCACUUGCAUCAGUUUGCCCCCCAUCAGGAAACAUGUGGGUGAGAUGAUGGGUGGCCUUGUGGCUUAGCCACUUCACUGAGUCUCAGUAAAGCUUGGUUCAGUCCCUGCUGUGCCACCUGCUUAGUGACCUUGGGCAAUCCACUGCAUCUGGGGGCCUCACUUUCCCCAUCUGUAAAAUGGGAACAAUUCCUUACCUCAUAGGGUUGUUGUGAUGAUAAAUGCACGUGAGGUGCUCAGAUAUUACAGCAAUAGACAGAUCAGCCUACCCUACUCAGGGCCACCAAUUGAAAAUAGAAAUUUUUUUUCCCCAGCUGAAAUAAACAGGGUACCAGACACUGUGCUCUGAAGGUAGAAGCAAGAGAAUCUUCCUCUCUGCUUCAGGAGGUCAGCAAGAAAGUCAGGGCGGGCAGGCAGGGGGGGAGGGGCACGACAGGGAGGGGCAUUCUCAUCUACAGCACUGCAGUGUAAUGAUCUUGUGUCUCCGUCUGGGCUGAGGUGGCUGGAUUUUAAGCUGAGCGAGGGGUGUUGAUAGGGGAAAAAAUCCUUAUCACCACCUGUUGCUGACAUGAGCAAAGCAGGAGCGCUGGGGGUGGGUCGUACAAUAGCCCUGGCCAGCUCUCCGGGGGUCACAGGGUUGGUACAAGGUGAACUAAUCUGGCAGAUGGUGGCUUAGGCACAACUCCUAACAUCCAUUGAUUUGAAUGGAAGUUCGGAGCCUAAAUACCUGAGGAGCUGGGCUUUAAUCAGCUGAUCGAUCAUUAUGGAAAAAUCUCCACCCAGGGCUAGGAACAGGGAAGAGUCUCCUAUAGAAGACACAGACUCCACUUUCUCCUUGUGCUAUGUCCCUUUUAAGCACUCGCCUGUCAGAGAUCUGUGAAAUGGAAGCACCCAUGGUCCAGUAGAUCUACUAGUGACGUCAAUGUGCGCAAGUAGCAUACAGACGGCUGAAGUAAGCAAGCUCGAGGAGGGCUGCUUUAAACAGCUGGACCAUGCCUCAGGCCGUCCCCUUACCCCAGUGAGAUGAGAGGGGAGCAAGGAGCAUGAGUAACACACUGAACAGUGUAGUGGAGGGGAGGCCCGGAAGCCACGACAGAGGCUGGACCUGCUCCCAGUGGAAUUUUGCCAUUGACUUUCCAAAGUAGCUUGCUCCCCCAAAUGUGCCCAACUAAUAAAUUAAAGUUUAGAGCUGAACACUGUAUUCUAACCUCUCCACAUUCUGCCUGAGUUCAGUUUGCAGGCCCAGCAGCGCUUGGCCUUGCGCAUGUUGUAUGAGGCCAUUCACCCUACAACUCCUUGUCAUCCUUGAGCAGGGAGCGGUCUCUGCCUGAACCGAGUCACACCGACAACACUCUACUUCAUUCUUUGCCAGCUUCUUGCCCCACAAAGCACAUUCACACAAGAGAAAAACAUGCCAUGGUCAUGUAGGAUAGUCCACCAUACCACUUCCCUACCCCUUUUUCUGCCCUGCUUCCCUUGGACACCACAGCACACAUGCGCUGGCCUGCUAUCAUCUGAUGAACACACAGCAUAUAUAGGCACAGAUCCAUAAAGCUGGCACUUUCCUAACCAUACAUGCUCAAGGUAACCUGUUGUUUUAAUGGGCAUAGGCCAGCAGUUCUUAAACUAUGGUUCACUGGCUGACUACACCAUGCUCCUUAUUUCCUGCUCUUCUCUCUUUUUUUUUUUUUGGUAAUUUAUUUAUUUAGUAGAGUUUCAGAAUGCUUGUCAAGGGCACCCAGAGUAUAGACUGGGUGCUUUUUUAUUUUUUUAACUGCAGGUUAGCCAAAAUCUCAAUACCUUAAUUACCUUUCAAACAUCCACACAGGCACUAAGUACCACCGGUGCUCUGCCCAUGUAAACGAUUGCGCUAGUUGCCGCAGUGAUGAUGUGCAAUCAGAGCAAUGAAGCUUGUGCGGUGGGAUGGGUCAUAAGAUAUUGGGUCAUGACCAACACUGGACCAGUACGGGAAGGCCUACUGCUGUAGACUACUGUUACGCAAGCAGGCUGGACUCUGACAGGAGACCUGUAUGAAACUGACAUUGCACACUGGAUGUUGUUCUUUCCUCCAAAAGCAACUACAGAGGUUAGCUUUAGGACCCUUCCCUGUCCUAGCUUAGGUGUGAUAUUGCUAAGACAGCUGAGUAUCAGCGUGGUAUCUGAGCACUGAGCAUCUGUGGAAAGCAGCAAGAGGGAGAUGAUGAGCAUAUCUUCCUCUUUUUGCCUGCCCACAAUUCUGAGCUGUAUAUAUUUAUUGUGUUAAUACGAUUCUGGGUAGUUUCAAUGAUAUGUCAUUUGAAAUUUCUUGCAUUCCAAGAGUUUAGUAACUGAGGGUGAGUGAGGCCGUAAACGAGCGGCAAUCCACUUGGUCAUCACAAUGUGUGCAUGUAUUACACACACACACACACAGAGGUUUCAUAGUAGCAGCUGUGUUAGUCUGUAUUCGCAAAAAGAAAAGGAGUACUUGUGGCACCUUAGAGACAGGUUGGCAUCCUCACCAGCAGCUCUGAUUACUUCCUCCUUUUCCUUUUAAGGCUGCUUGGAUCUUUAUACAUGUCAUCCUGACUGAGCUGUGAGUCUCAAAAAUGCAAGUGUCUCAAGGACUGACAGCUAAAAGCUUGAUUUAAACAGAAAAAUUAAUGGACUCCAGGAAUUCUCAUCCUCUGCCCUUCCUUUGACCAGCCAAGGGCAUUUUAAGAAAAAAAGGGUUGGGGGGGGGGUAUAGAAAUCCUAGAAAUCAGGGGAGCAGGUCUUCCCAAACCUAUGCACUGAUGGAGCCCAACAUACCUUACGAAGGGUGAGUGAAAUCCUGGCCCUGCUGAAUUCAGCAGGCAUCCUGCCAUUGACAUCACAGGGGCCCGGAUUUCACCUGGUGUGUCUGGCAUAAUGUUAAGCACUAAUAUUAAAGUAUAAUUUAUAGAACACCUGCCCCACUGUGGUACUUUCCCUAGCUUUUCUUUAUUGCUUAGGUAAAUUGGGCAUGUUUGUGUUUUAGCUUCCCUUUAUUAGCACAGAGCUCUGUGUUUCAUCCAAAUGGACUUUGGCCUAAGUUUUCAAAAGUGAUUUUGGGGGCCCCGCUGCGACACUUUUAAAAAGGGCCUGAUUGUCAGAACAUGCAGAGCACCUGCUCUCUCAAAGUCAGGCCUUUUAAGGUGUCAAGCCAGCACCCACAAACCGAGCCCCUCUGCCCCCUGCAAAUCACUAGUAAAUGUAGGUGAUUGCACGUAUGUGCACAACUGCCUGCUCCUGGAUGGAAUGUCACCUGUUUGAGAGGUUCCAAACUGGGGCUGACCUAGAGGACCAGCACCUGAGCAGCUAGCAAGGCCUUUGGCUUUGCAGCUGAACUGAGACUUCCAAAUAGAGGCAAAUCCCUUUACAUGGGCUAGGGUGUAAUUCAGUUGGUGUGGAGUCCAGCCCUCUCCCAGCUAGCCUGAAGGUGGAGAGGGGCUCUUCUCCUGACAUCUUGUACUGGAGUUCAUUUUUACAACAGAAAUGGGUUGGUCUUUGAUGCUGCUGGCCUCACAGAAGUAGUUCCAGCACUAGCAGAAACGUUUUAGGAGUCUAAUCUGGCUCCAGUUGAAUUCAGUGGCCAAAGUAAAUGAUUCCAGGGGGAGGUGAAUCAGCCUCAAGGGGCUGCUUGCCUAUAGCAUGAGGAGGAGAUAGACAAGGGCAAGAGGAGGGAGACAUGAAAGCAGCAGGUCAAGGUGUGCAGGGUUGAAAACAGCCCCACACACAACUGGCAAGAUGUGCCAAGCCCCUUCUCCCUCUUCUCUAUAGAGCAGCAGCAGGUCUGGUGCCUUCUAGCUCGGGUGGUGAAGGCUUUAAGUAGCAUUUGACUUCAGUAAUAUGCCUUUUUCUAAUGUCAUGUCUUAUGCAGCCAGAGGGUUUUUGCACUCUGUAGAGCAGGCAUUGCAUUCACUGGGAGAGGAUUGCACAGCCCGAGAACACUCAGGGGUUAAUGAGACUGUAGCCUGACAGGGCAUAACUUGUCUUGCAGUGUUAGUGCAGUGUGUGGGUGGGAUGGAUGAUUCACAAGCCAAUCCCUCAGAAGCAGGGUCAUGGAUUUUAUGGAACAUCUCUAGACCUUGCAAGGGGGUCAGAGGCUCGCUCAUGUCAGCAUGCGUGGCUCCAGUGAAGUCAUUGCAGCUGCAAAGCCGGCCCACUGAAUUUAAUUUAGGCAGAGUGUGAAACAUCUAGAGCAGGGGGUCUCAAACAGGGGUCACAAGAUUAUUUUGGGGGACAGGGGCAGUUGCGAGCUGUCAGCCCCACACUUGUCAGGGCUCCAGCUGUCAACCCCCAGGUGUACCAGGGCUCCUGCAGUCAGCCCAAGCCCUUCACAGCUGGGUGGAUGGAGAGCAGGGGCUUCUGGCCAGGCACCCAGAUCUGAAGGCAGCACCAUCCCCAGCAGCAGUGCAGAAGUAAGGGUGGCAUGGUAUGGGGUUGGGGGUCAUCACAGCCUGAAAUAUUUUCAAAGAGGGCCCCAGCCAGAAAAGUUUGAGAACCUUUGAUCCGGAGAAUGUGCCUUCAGGGAACUGAGCAAGAGACCCACCCACCCCAUCUACACUGCAGCUCCUGUCCAAGCACAACUGUAUGUCGGUGUUAGUCUCCCCACACCUGUCAUGCUGCACAGCCGUGUUUGUAUCUGUACAUUAUGGACAGCUAUCCCACUCUGCUGCAGCUGCUGGGGGGACAGGGCAGGGCAGAAGAUUGUGGGUGUUAAAUAAGGCACAAUGAGCUUUAGGUCAGGCUGUCCUCCCACCCACACAGCGAGGAGGCAGGAGAACUGGCUGUCAUUGCCUACACAGUUACAUGGUUAUCUGUCGUAACGAGGAAGGACCAUUUAGAACCUAGUUACAGCCUGAUUAUGAUGCUCAUGAGAAAAAUCAAAGCACAUUGUAUCCAACAUGAUUACGUUACCAACAGCAUGUGUGGACACAAACUGGGUAGGGAGGCAGCCUCAGUACAAGCUGUACAGUAGAAGGGCCUCUCGCUAUUGCCAUGAAAUGCCAAGCUGAUCUGAGUUGGGUGCUACGGACUAUUUUGCCUUUUUAAUAAAAUGACCCUUGUGAUUUGAUUUAAAAAUUGCCUAACUCGCAUCACAGAUACAGGGGGGAUUGAUUGUGUUCUCUCACACCUCAGUUGCGAUCAUGGGAGUUCCACACAAAGCAACAUGUUAAAGCCCUUCAUUUUCCUUCUCUCCAAAACUUGGACAGCAGAAGGAAGUAGGAAAUAAAAGGACACUAAUGACCAGCUGCUUUAUACUAAGCCAGAAAAUCAAAUUUCAUGGAUCAGCCUCUGCACUGCACCUUUGGGAGGCAAUCAGUGUGAGCGUGUUAAUUAAAUAUGGAUUUUUGUAGUGUACUUUUUGAUACUUGGUUAAUUACUGCUCCUUCCCAUAUGAUGGAAUAAAUGGGCUGCUUCCCCAGAGGUUGUAAACUGGUAUAACUCCUGACACAAAUAAUGCUUUCAGCAAAUCAGAAGACCCGGAAGUUCUGGUUCUUCGUUAACAGGCAUGAGGUGAAUAUUGUUUCUUAGUGAAGAAACAGGGCCUUGAUCCAAAGCUUAACAGAAGCCUUUCCAAAGGCUUUCAGUGGGCUUUGGCUCCAGCUGCUAAUGUUGAAGGGAUCACAAAAUCUGGAAGCUUCUUUCCGUCUUGAUUUAAGAAAUGUUUCUUAGAACUGUAAUUGAGGCCAACUGUAAUUCUGUUCUAACACCAGGUCAGUUUUCAUACAUUGUGCCUGUUUCUUGUGUGUAUUCUGAGUAGUGCAAACCUUUCAGCUACUGAUGUGAAUGAAGCUCUCUGUUCACAUUGCUUAUCUAUGCAUCAGCACAGGCAGGAAAAAUGCCCUUUUCCUCUCUUGUGUCUGUGUAAAUAAACUGACAUUCCACAUUCCUCCAGUGGGUGGAAAUUGUUUACUGCACAACACUGCCAGUACACACACUGCAAACAGUGAAAUGGAUCUUGCUGUACAGAGCGCUUAAGAGAUUGCUUAGCAAGGCACUCAACAAGCUAAGAGUCUUGGCUAAAAGGACGUCCUUCCCAAUGGACCUCUCUUGGGCAGGCAGAGUCAUUUGUCCAAGAUACUCUGAAAUAAGAAAGACAGUGAGUAACUUCAGAGUUGCAGCUUCUGUUGCAAGAAAGCAAAGAAACUUGAAGUUUAAGCCACCCAAAGUUUGGGAGUAUUUGGCUCUGGAGUUCCAGUUCAGAACCCCACUUAAAUAGAAAAAAAAAAAAAAAAAAAAACAUCAAGUUGUCAGACCACCAACCCUAGAGCCCCCCCCCAGGGCGUGCGAGGGGUACACAGUGCCCGUCCUGGAGCACUGCCUCGUUCAGUAUGAAGGGAAAACAGAAUUUGAGUAAAAUCAAAUAAACCAAACCUCAGCCUGGCUCUAUGGUGCUGUUCACAGCACAGCAUUUCCAUCUUCCAAGGGAAAAAUCCGGGGGGGGGGGGGGGGGGGGUUGCUGCUUCCAUGUGCCAGACUGUGCAGCACACAUUGUACUGGGGGGGGUUUCCAAAGCCUGAAGCAAGACCUGAUCCUCUUCACUGACCAACUCAACAGCCACAGUGAGAAGGUUUGGAAAAGUGCCUUUAGCAAGUGCAUGUGCAGCUAAGGAUGCUCCCAGGUGCAUCCAGCUCCCAAGACAGCAGGGUUCCCCUUGGUUGGUAAUGCAACCAGUGCAGUUCCACUGGGCAAGAAGGGAGAAGUACACAAGGCGUACACACCCCACGUGAGAUGGCCAAGCUCUGCAGGGGCUCCCUGCACUGGGCACUGGUGGGAUUUCUGCCAUCUGGGCUGAAGUUGCCUCUAGACAUCGGGUUCCAAAUCAUGCCAAAGGCUUGAGGACGAAAAGAUGCUUCCUUCAUUCUCCCCCUUGCCCACAACCAAGUUUCCCUUGUGCCCAGCCCAACUAUGCAGGUUGGGAACUGGGAAAAAUUAUUGGCUGCCCUGGAACAAUGACCAAGGGCUGCCACGCCACAAUGCUUUUACCAAGGGCAGGCUGGGAGCUCGACCACCCACAAGGCAAUUGGCAGAGCAAUGCUGCAAGGGUUUAACUUUCAUUUCUGUUUGCUCCUUAUGUAACCCCCAUUAACUCAGACCCUUCACAGUGUCAUUGGGUGACAAUUCUAUGGGAAUCUCCAUGGGGAGGUAACGCCUUGGAGAACCGAGGCCUUAGAUUAUAAACGCCUUGGGACAUAAUUUCCCUGUCACCCCAUAUACGCCAACAGCACUAUGAUCUAAAUAGUACUUAGCACCGCAAGGACGGUCUCAGAUUACACAUCAAUUACACAUUUAAAGGAAUUGACUUCCAUGGAUUUAGAAUAUAUCUUGACAUUGCCCAAGUGAUUUUUAUAUACAUCAAGGAUGGGGCUUUCGAAGUCCACUUGGGGAUUUAGAUGCCCAAAAUUCCCAUCCAUUUUAGAAAAUCUCAGCCUAAACAUACAGCGUCUCAAAUCAUUUAGGAACAACACUGAUAGACACGGAAAGACUGAUCAGGAAGAGCGGCAGCGACAGAGAGGCAUCCUUCAAGCUAGCCAUAUUCCUUAAUAAAGAAGGAUUGCUACAUCAGGACAAAUGCCGAGACAGGACGACUGACAUUGGAAUCACAGGGUGAGGUUCUAUGGACUGUGUUAUGCAGCUGGUCUGACUAGAUCACCACAUCGCUCUGUUCUGGGCUUGAAAUAGACGGCUCUAUGAAGUCUAUCUGACCAGUGUUCCGGAGUGGGUAUUUUCAGAUUGGCUCCCUCGUUCUAGGGCCCGCUCUAAUUCCCAUUAAAAUCAAUGGAAAAAUUCCAUCUAUCUAUCUAUCUAUCCCCAUGGCCUGUUCAUCACUGUAUCUGAGUGUAUCAAUCAAUAGAUCACUUCCCCACCUGGGAAGUAGGGACAGGCUAUUAUUUCCAAAUUACAGAUGGGGAACUGAGGCACAGCGAGGCUAAGUGACUUGUCCAAGGUCACCAGGAAUCCACAGCAGAGCAGGGAAUUGAACUUGGGUCUUCCAAAUACCAAAUCGGUGCUUUAAACCACUGGGCCAUUCUUCUCAUUGACCAUGAUGGGAGCUGGCAUUAGCACAAGCCCAGCUCCCCACAACAGGAAAAGAAUAGAAGCCAAAAGCCAAGAUCAAAACAUGAGGAGCAAAGCUACAGCCAAGUUACCUGGCGAUUGACAUGGAUGCUGCUGGGGCCGAAAGAUGUAGUCCCAUAGCUAGUGACAUAAUAGUGAGCAGGGGGCGGGGGCUGUGGAACCUCCAGGUCACUUGGAACUGAAAGGAAAGAGAAGGAGACAUCAGCCUGCCAUGCCACAGCCAUGGAGUGAAUCCCCCAAACCCUCCACCCCACUGACAGUGUAAAGUGCUUGACACAUUAACUCAUCCCUCCUGGCCGUGGAGGCAGAGCCUCAGCCAGUGCCACCUGGCUUAGCUCCAUUGACUUCAGAGUAGCUAGGGCGAUUUAUACCAGCUGCACAUCUGCCCCAGAACGUGAGAGGCGGAUAAGCAGGGACAUACAGAAGCCUGUUGUAAGGGAACAGCCAAGGGGCCAGCAGGAGCUGGCCACCAAGUCACAGUGGUCUUUAAAUAAAAGAGUGGGGAAAAAUGGCUCAGAGAAACUUGGGAGUUUAUUAGAAGCAGUUCUCAACACUGGGGAGCUGCCUGUCAGAGAUGUAUUGUAGAACACUGCAUUGUCGGGCCUUUUAGAGGGAAACUAAGAAAAAAUAGGCUAUGUGGGUCAGGGCAGAGCUGGGAUUAGAACCCAAGUGUCCCAAUUCCCAGGCCUUGUGUUUGCUGUAAGCCCUGGACCAUGCUUAUGGUCAUGCUUAUCUGAUUACAGUCGUGCACUUAGAAGACUCAACUGAGAUCAGGGUGCCAUUGUGCUAGGUGCUGUGCAAACACUGCGAAUGACAGGCCCUGCCCCAAACAACUGAUGAUUUACAUAGACCAGAGACAGAGGAAGUAUUAGCACCCCCAGUAUACAGAUGUAGAAGCACAGCAAAGAAAGACGAUGACUCAGGGUAUGUCUACAUAGGGGAAAAAAAAAAAAAAACA
Messenger RNA from Dermochelys coriacea (leatherback sea turtle), 11342 nucleotides. It is a transcript of the gene IRF7, whose product is annotated as interferon regulatory factor 7. Lineage: Eukaryota; Metazoa; Chordata; Testudines; Dermochelyidae. The record is from RefSeq and is a predicted model, not a curated record. Gene Ontology annotation, molecular function: protein binding; RNA polymerase II cis-regulatory region sequence-specific DNA binding; DNA-binding transcription factor activity, RNA polymerase II-specific. Gene Ontology annotation, cellular component: nucleus. Gene Ontology annotation, biological process: regulation of transcription by RNA polymerase II; immune system process.